AGGGGAUGUGUCCCAGGUCAUCCUGGCACCUUCAGUCCGUGUCUGAGCCCUGCUGUAGGUGUGCCUGUCUCUGCUUCUGUCGCCUGGGUGGGCCUGGGACCUGCACUGCAGAGAGCUGCUCUCCAGGAUGGAGCCCUCAGACCUGGGUCAAACCUUGUCAUGCAGAGCUCUGGGUUUAACAUGGCAUAACUGCUCUGUUCUUUUGUAUUCCACUCACCUUGAGUCAAAUGAUGGUGAGACUAUUAUUUGUGUGAAGUUCCAGGGAGUUUCUGACCCAAAAACCCAAAAUUCAAGAACAUAUGACACACAGCUUACAACUGGAAAUAGGGUAUUAUUUUAAUUUUUGUUUUUCUGGAUCAGUUUCAGAGCUGAUGCUCACAACCAUUACCACAAUGUGCAUGUGUAGCCAGGAGCACGCUGAUUUGUUCUUCAGUUUAGCUUGAAAAAUCCUCUGUAGUAUAGCAAAGGCAAGUGACAGAGCUACAGAAUGUAACAGCAGGAAUACAGGCCCAGCAGGUCAUUUCCUUGAAGGGUGAGAACAUGAAGAAUGAGAAUCAGAAGCAACAACACAAAAGGUGUGUACUACCAUGGGCAUGUUCCAAAUUGUAAUAUGCAUCAAUGACAAACACACUUUUUACCUUCCAAGAUCUGCUUCAUUGCUGUGCUCUGAGGCCAGGGAUGCAUGAAAAGCACUCUCUGCCUGUGCUUGCAGGCAGGAGAACAGAAAAAUGGCAUUUCUGGACGGAUGUGAGAACCCCAUGGGAAAUGGAGCCAAGGGAAGAGCAGAGCUCAGCCCCACUCCAAGCUUGCAAUGGGCAAGAGUCAGAGAAAACCAGGGCAUGAAUGGUGCCUUGGAGGUGUGAGGGCAGCAGGCAAGAACGGAGCCACAGGGGCCCAGAGGAGCCCUGACAGGGGGCUGUGCCCAGUGCUACAGGAGGACAAGAAGCAACCCCCAGGCCACUCUUGGGGCCCACCCUGGGAGUCUGGAAAGUUUCCUGCCCACUACUGCAGGGCACGACAGGCCAUCUUCAUGGGGCAUGAGCAGCAGGCAGCAACUGAGCCAAAAGGGACUGAAGGAGCCCUGAACAGUGGUCAUGCCGUGCUACAGAGCAAGGCAAAAGACCCCAGGAACCAGUGCAAAUCUGCCUUGGGGAAAAAUUCCUUCUUGAGUGCUACUGAUUGGCCACCCUGAGAAUGGGCUCUGGAAUUAAGGGACCCAGUGGAAACACAAGUUUCCUUAGAGAACCACAUCUCAUCCUGCUUGUUAACCAGAGACAGCUGGACAGGACAACCCAGAGUCAGCCAUGCCAAUUGCCAGUGGCACAUUAGAUAGAAUCUCCAAGGAUGCUCAGGUAGGUCCCUAAUCCAAAGAGAUAGAUGACUGGUUGUUUUUUUCACCCUUUCCCUCUCAUAAUAAACCAAAACUCUUCAAGGGACCUCUAAAACAUCCUGCCCUUAAACAUGACAACAGCCUGGGCACAGGGAGGGGCCAGGUGACAGUUUGGUGCUGCCCUCAGCACUGAAGGGGUCAGGGCAGGGAAAGACCCAAGAAAAGGCUCAGACUGACACACACAUCUGCCUUCCAACAGAGAACCCCGGAUACUGGGCUCAUUCAUCAAGGCAGUAGCAGGAACUUGGCUUUUAGAAGUUCCACUUCACACUGAACAUGAACUAAACUCCUGCUCAGCUAGCACUGACUGAAGUUAUGUAUUUUUAGGGUUCAAGAAGGUAGGGAUGAUCCUGUGAUAUGCCUAGGGCUUUUUCUCUAGAAGAUAUUCCCAAGAAGAUGAUAAAGCUGAGACAGGAAAACUCUUCUAAAAAUCCCCUUCUCUCCCAGGCUGGUUUCAAGCUGUAACUCAGUUGAUCCCUUCCCACUAGUUCUGGUAAAACAUCCUAAGGAGGCAGAAAAUGCCCAGCUGCAAGCCUGGCUGGAGUGAUUUACAGCUCCCUGAAAGCUGCAGGCAAAGCAGCUUGGGAAGCACAGCAAGAACAGACAGACCUGCCCUUUCUUGGGUAGCCCAGUCUGUGGCAAGCACUAUCACAAGGGAGAUUAAAAGUCAAUGACAGUAUAGAUUUUCUCCACAUUUUUGACUGGUUUUCCCAAAACUGUUCUUGAUGGUUAUUUUUCAGUUAUCUAUCCAUUUUCAACUUUAUUUUUGAAUGGAAUGGGAGCAACAGAGGGUUUUAAUGGUCACUGAGCUAAUGACCACACCAUUGUGCCCAUCAACGCCAAUCCAAUGGGGCUGUAGAGAAGAAAAUAAAUCCGAAUUUAAAAACAACCCAGCAGGAGGUUUGUGCAGAGACUGGCAUGAAAUGUCAGGAUGUUCUUAACUCUCCAAGUGGUGCAGGCAAGCACUGAGAAUAGAGAAUAUGGGCUGUCAUCUCACCAUACUUAAAUAUGCCAACCCAUGUGCCUAAUGUACACAGCACCCUCCCAUGACAAAAAUGUAAAACUAGGAGGUAAUGAGCUUCUAAAGGAGAAGUGCUUGGCCUAAUGACUCGAAACAAUUGUAAAAGUCAGAGGCAUGAAUGAAUGCUGGCACAGCAUGGCCCAUGCACUCCAUUUUUUAUCCAGAUGCCGUGUACCUGCAGGGGAGAAAGGGCUGCUAUGGCAGAUCUGGAAAGCAGUCAAGGCUGCCGGUACAGAACAGCGGAUUGUGACAUCAGCGGUCCCCAGUUUCCAUGGAUAGCAACCUAAGGGUUCUCUGCACUGUGACCUCACGUGCCUCACCGCUUAUAUUUGGGUACGGGCAGAGUCUGGCUCAGACUCGCUCGCGCCUGGACUCCUGGCAAGAGUGCCUAGGAAGACUGGAAGCCUGUGAGGUCAUUGGGAGCCGCUAUCAGCAACUCUCAGUUCUCAUUCACGAGAUUUUGCCUGUUUCCUUAGCCCUACGUGGUUCAGGAAGCCAAGUACUGUGGUUGGUGCUUGCAGCAGCAGAGCAAGGGGCAUUUUGCAGCGUGUCCCACCAGCAAGAGGGAACAGCUGCUGACCCCAGCUCUACUGCAACACCCAAACAUGGCCACGGAGACAGAUUGGAACUGCCCUAUCUGCCAUGACAUUCCAGGUGAAAUCGCUUCUGUAACACCCUGCAUUCACCUGUUCUGCCUGGGCUGCAUUGUGCGGUGGGCCAAGACAAAACCAUUGUGCCCCCUGUGCAGGCAGGCUAUCAACAGCAUCAUUUACUCUGUUCGGUCAGAGGAAGACUUUCUGGAGAUAGUUCUUCCAAGUUCCUCAGACUCAUCAGCUGCUGGCCAUCAGGAUGAGCAAGGGGCUGUGGAGCCAGUGCCCAUAACUUACGUAGCUGGCUUCCCAACUGAGGUCUGGGCAGGUUUUUUCCAGGACUGCUCAGAAAUCCUCGAGCCCGUGCUACCCUGGCUGAACGCGGAGCUAUCAGAGCUGCUCCAGACCCGCUGGUGGGACGUGGCUCUGGCACAGAGUGCCACCGUAGCCAAUUUGUGCCGCUACGGGCUGAGUGAGCAGGACUUGGUCCGGGAGCUGCAGCCCAUGCUGCAGGAGCGGACGGAAACAUUUGUGCGCCAGCUCAUCGACAUCGCCGCUGACAGGUGCAGUGAUGAGAUCCUGCGCCAGAUGAGCCUCCUGAACUCCCAUGCUGAAGAGGAAGAGGAGGAAGAGGAGGAGGAGGAGGAGGAGGAGGAGGAGCAGGAGGUCCCCGUAGUGUCCGACGUGGAAGCGGACGUAGGAACGGUGGAAGCCCCGGCUGGAAGCUCUCCAUCCGUGCCCGUCCCUGUCGAACGCGAGCAGCGCCAGGAAGAGCCGGGCGGGCCAGCAGCAGUCGCAGGCCCCUCUGCCCAGGGCUGCGGCCGCAGCCCUUCCUCUCCUGGCCGGGACUCGCCCGAGGUGCCCCGGCGCCCCGCAAAGAGAAGGGCCUCUGGCCCUGAAGAUUCCCCCCAGCCCCCGAAGAGGCCGACCCGCCGGCAACGGCGCAAGCCAAGAACCCCCUAA
This is a messenger RNA of Cyanistes caeruleus (blue tit), 3964 nucleotides long. The record is from RefSeq and is a predicted model, not a curated record. Lineage: Eukaryota; Metazoa; Chordata; Aves; Passeriformes; Paridae.